Drosophila ficusphila is the source of this 2826-nucleotide messenger RNA. RefSeq names its product coiled-coil domain-containing protein lobo (gene lobo). Gene Ontology annotation, biological process: flagellated sperm motility. The transcript has 9 exons. Lineage: Eukaryota; Metazoa; Arthropoda; Insecta; Diptera; Drosophilidae. The record is from RefSeq and is a predicted model, not a curated record. Bases 72 to 2765 code for a protein of 897 amino acids. Gene Ontology annotation, cellular component: motile cilium.
CACCGUAGUUAUAGAAACGUAGUUUUUGUUUAUUAUUGUAAAUAGCCGGAAAACCGGGUAACGCCGCCAAAAUGCCGAAAGUACUGUUUCAGAAGUACAAGAAGGUGGUCAGCAACAUCGACCCGACCCGCCAUUCGGCAAAGUUCAAGGAAAUCGAUGAAAUGCGGCGCUCGCAAGCCGAAGAAUCGGAGUACUUGGCUGAAAUGGAGAUGGAGAACGAGGAGGAGAUGGAAGGCCAUAAGACCAGUGAACUGAGUCUGUCCGAGGGAGAACCGGCGCUGAAUAUCGGAAAGAUCGAUGUUUCGUUUCCGGAGACAAUCGAGGAGUUCGAAAACAGUCCGCAGUGCUAUCCGCCAUCUUAUUACACUUUGUCGCCCAAAGAGCGAUUGCUUUUGCUUUAUGCCGAGAAUUUCCGCAAGCAAUUGGUUCUUUCCCACCCAAAAAGACGAGCGAUGGUCCUGGCUUUGCCCAACGAAUGUAGAGUGCAGAAAUUUGUUUGCACCACCAUCAGGCCAACGGCGUUUAUCUACACGCAGCUCAUAUCGAGUGUUGAGGAAAUUGCUAAGUUUGUCGCCGACUUCAUUCAAUACGAGCCACUUGAAGAUCCAAUAAACUUGCCAACUCGGUUGAUUUCUCCGGAUACUUUGCUGCGAAGGCGCAAGGGCAACUCCUACGAAAUGGCCACUCUCCUGGUCAGCAUGCUGAUUGGAGCGGGCCACCCGGCACUGGUGGUAUCCGGAGUUGCCCGGGAGGAGAUCAUCCUGAACGACCAACUGGCCAUUCCCUAUCCCUAUCCGAUCGAAGAGGUGGAGGUGGUGGAAGAAAAGCCACAGGUCGAGGAGUCGGGACAGAAGUAUAAGCUGCGCGGAUUACCCGAUUUGGCGAGUCACCUCGAAGAGGACAUGGCCGAGGUUCACCGGCAGAAGGCCGAGGAGGAAAAGCGGAUUCAGGACGAAAUUAUCCGGAAGCAAAUGGAGGAACUCGAGCUGCUGGCCGUGGAUCGUUAUCACUACAGACGCUGUCACGCAUGGGUGGUGAUCAUAAACAAUGCUCCUUGGAGCGUGAAGCCGAAGACUACCUACGUGGACGUCAACGGGGAUGUGGUUGAGGCUCCUCCCACUGCCAUUUUCAUUGAACCCUCGACGGGAUUCAUCUGCGAAACGGGUUGCAAGCAGUACAUCCUGAUCGACAGCGUCUGGAAUGACUACAACUACUAUGUGAACAAGCAGAAGUACCAGAGGGUCGGCGAUCUGCGAUGGGAUCUGAGGGACACCGGCGACUGGGAGCACAUGUUGCCGGGGGAACCCCCCGAAAUGAGGGUCUACAAAGUGGCCUCCGAUGAGAACAUCAACGAGGAGGAUCGCGACAUCAGCGAGGAGAAGCACUUGGACUGCAUCUCAUCCUGGGUGGAGAGACUCCACAUCGGAUUGGCCGACUUUGAGCAGCGGUUUCCCAGCUCCGAAAAGAAAAUCCAAUAUAAAGGAGCCAUUCACGAGAGGUUUUCUCCAUAUUCCCAGCGGGAUGGAAAGGUCAUGCAGCUGACAGUUUUCAACAACGACGAGUGCACAAUCCCCAAAGUUCGAUACGAGUACUUCGAGAAUCGCUCCGACCUCAUGCUCCAUGUGAAGUACACAUAUGCCACCGAUCAGUAUGAAGAGAUAUUCGCCAAGGGUCGCAAUGAUAGUUUGAAAUCCAUUGAAUAUUUCUCGGACCCUUCACAACAGCGAAAGGUGUAUUUCUAUUCAAAUUCAAGAAUAGAUUCCCUGGAACUAAUGAUUGUUGAGCCGGACUCCUUGGUGCUCCACUACAAAGAUCGAGGGGACAAGUGUUGGUACAAGGAAUUCGAAUUCACUAAAGCUGGAAACGUACUCAAAAAAGUGACUGAGAAGUUUCACAAAGCCGGUGCAGAUGAUGUGGGCACGAGUGAUAUUGCAAUCCGCACAUUCCUCUUCCAGCAGAAUAAAAUAGUUCUCAAGUUCCAUUAUACAUUCGGAGCACUCACUGCAACUACAGUGGAAUUCACAAAGCCACCGAAACCGGAUUAUGGCAAGGAGCUCGUGUAUGAUGAGAAACUAACUAAAAUAUACAAGGCAAAUCCCCUAGAUCCCAUUCGCACUAAUCUCGAAUUGUACAGAUUGCUGCGCGAUCAACUUCAGUACGAGGAUCAGCUGAGGAAGAACUUUGAGAAGAUCUUCGAGGACAUCAACAACAUCUUCGACUUGCGCAAGUCGGAGAAAGCUGAACCCAAGCUCAAGUUUAGCAUCUUUGAUCCACUUCGCAAUGGAGCAGCCAGAGCAAUCAGAAUGAGACAGUUUGAAGAGGAAGAGGAACUCAAGAAGGAAAUAGCCAGUAAGCCUGCUGACUUCUUGGCUCCCUAUUUGGUGCCAUAUAAAGACCAGGAGGAAUUAACAGCCGAACAAUCUCAAUAUGCCUAUAAUGCCUGUCUGAAUGAUCUGAAAUCUAGAUUUGUCAGCCUGCUAAAUAACUUGCAACGCCACUACGAGGAUCUUACCUCCGAGUCGAAGUCCUUGAACCGGUUUCUUAACAAAUUCGAAAAUCAGUUCGACAACUACGACUACAAGCGUUUGGUUCAGCAAUCGAAAAAUCUGGAACUCAAUAAGCGAAUGGUUCAGCAGAGAUUGACCUUAACCCACGAGGAGUCCCAAAAGAAGUACGAAAUAGUUAAGAACUCCUUGCUCAAGGACACGCGGCUUAAUUUGAAAAAGGAAGAUGUGGGAAGGAGAGCAUCGGAGUCAUCGAAAUAAUGAGUUGAACUGUAUUUAAGUUUAUAGAGUAAACAAGAAAUAAACGGGUUAAAAACUUAAA